AAUUGUGUGGAUGUGAAUUUCCAAAGCAAGCUUAAACUAAGUAAUAUAUGGAAUAACACGAUUAAAUUAUAUCAUUUCAUAAAACUUGUAGCAGUUUGGGUAGAGGUAGAUGAGUGAUAUCGAUCCAAACAAGCUUAAAGUUGCCGAAUUGCGCGAGGAAUUGAAGUCGCGUGGGCUAGACACCAAAGGAACAAAACCGGUAUUAGUCAAGCGUUUAAAAAAGGCAUUAAAUGAGGAAAAGGGAGGAUCGGUUGCUGACGAGUCCGUUGAUUCUCUCGCCGAUGAAUCGCAAGAGGCAUCAACACUAGAUGACAGUACCUCCCAGGAGUCUCCCACCAAGAAUGAUCAAACAGAAAAUGCACCAGCACAAGAAACACCUGAAGUAUCAGCGGAGGCACCAGCUGAGGAGCAAGAAUCAGAUGUAGCAGAAAAAGUGGCACCCACUCAGGAAAGUGUUAAAGCUGAGGAAGCACCUGCGCCGGCUUCUGAACCAGUCCAGGCCAAACCAGAACCUGUCAAAGCUGAACCGAAGACAACUGAUAAAGAGCCAUCCAAAACAAAUGAAGAGCCCAUGGCAACAGAGAGUGAGGCAGUAAAACAGGAGGAGGCAGAGACGGCCAAUGGUGUGGAUGUAAAGAAAGAAACUGACGAAGAGAUGACAACCGUCGAGCAAUUGUCUGAUGAUGGUAAAUCUAGAAAUUAA
Molecule: messenger RNA, 703 nt
Organism: Saccostrea cuccullata (small rock oyster)
Lineage: Eukaryota; Metazoa; Mollusca; Bivalvia; Ostreida; Ostreidae
Product: SAP domain-containing ribonucleoprotein-like
Exons: 4
Coding region: 110-703 (197 amino acids)
Source: RefSeq, a predicted model, not a curated record